Exophiala oligosperma is the source of this 1135-nucleotide messenger RNA. RefSeq lists its product as uncharacterized. Gene Ontology annotation, cellular component: mitochondrion. Bases 138 to 605 code for a protein of 155 amino acids. Gene Ontology annotation, molecular function: oxidoreductase activity. The record is from RefSeq and is a predicted model, not a curated record. NCBI's taxonomy places the organism in Eukaryota, Fungi, Ascomycota, Eurotiomycetes, Chaetothyriales, Herpotrichiellaceae. The transcript is spliced from 2 exons.
AGUAAACCCCGUACGAAUAACCUAAAGAGCUUUCGAAUCUCGACCUGAAACGUCUUUCAACCGUCCCUAUAUAUCAUCGCUCUCUCUUUUGAAGCCUCACUGCCUCACACCUUUUUGUUGUUGUUGGUUUCUUCUGUAUGUGGCAACCGAAGCCUAGUAAAGGCUGGGUAUCCAACAUGUUUCGAAUGUCCAAAACCCUCGACGUCAUCACCCUCUUCCACAAACCCUCCAUCUCGGCGUCGGUCCGGGUCCAAAACCUCCUCAAGCAGGCGUCGGCCCAGGCGGAGCAGACGGCCACCGAAGACCAGGCCGCCGAUCACACGGCCCAAAACGAGACGGUGACCAGGGAUCCCUUUGAACUGGAGGUCACCGAGGCCGCACCCACGCCGGACCAGCUGAAGAGCAUCUUCGAGUACCUGGGCGGUGGGGGUGUCGCCGGGGAGCUCGUCAAGGGGGCGGCGAGCCAGAGCGACGCCCUCAGGAAGGUCAACGAGGAUGCCAACGCCUUCACCAGACCCGUCGUCGUGGAUUGGGGCAGGGGAAAGGCCGUAGUCGGGGACAAGAAGAGUGAGAUUCUGAAACUGUUGAAGGCGGACGGGAAGUAAGGAGGACAGGACACGUUGACAUACCCUUACGAGUACUCAUGGCUCGCAUGAACGCACAUACAUACAGGGCGAGUGAGUACGUGAGCGAGCGAGCGGUUGAUGGAUGACAGUGUGCAAUGGAAUGAACGGAACCUUCUGCAUCCAGGACAAAGCCCAUUCGAGAUGCUGAACGUGGUCACAUGUUUUCAAAGUUCAUGGUGCACAAGGGACGAUAUUAAAAUCCGUUACGACGGUGUUGACAUCGAAUCUCGACUUCUUAAGUUGCCAUGCCACACUUCUCAAGACCAAAACUACGUAGGAUUGUUCCUAUGCCCCGGUUUCUUGCCUUGGUCAAAUCCAUACCACUUUCUGAGCAUGGUGUGCGUCGAGUCUUUUUCUAGUUAGAGGAUAACAUUGAUCGCUGAUUCCCAUGAUGAAACAUUGCGACCUCUCACAUGCAGUUCUUGCCGAUGAUAUCACCAGCGUUCCUAUCGACCCAGAUCUACCACACAUGAACAGCAAAUUCCACGUCCAAUACUCUAUAGUCUGCA